CUGGUUGACGCCGUCAGUUCAGUAGUCAGGGCGCGCGUCUUUCAAGGUUUCCCAUUCCCUUGCUGGGGGUUCAGUCUGUGCGCUAUCACUAUGAGAGCAGUGUGGUUGAAGCGGUCAAUCAUCAUACUGGGGGGGAUCGGGCUCCUCGUCUACGUGGGCAUGUUUCUGAAGGGUGGAUAUAAGCCUGACGAACGUCUGGAGACAAGCAUCAACAAUCUUCACAAUGUAGUCAGAGCUUUUGAGAAAAAGCAGGACACCCUGCAGAAAAUGCUUGAAGAGGACAGACUCAGAUGGAGAAAAGCUGCAGAGGUCAAACAGCCAACUGUCAAAACACAGCCAGAGCAGAAAGAGAAACCUGAAGCAAAAAUCCCAGACCAAAAGGAGACUCCUCAAGAGAAAAAGUCUAAUAAACUGUUUCCCAACUCUCCCCUGUUCAAGACGUGGGGGGAGAAUCUCUCUGAGGAUGACCAAAGAGAGGCACAGGGUUUGUUUGACAAAUAUGGAUACAACGUUUUUCUCAGCGAUCGCCUCCCUCUAGAUCGAGCUCUUCCAGAUACCAGGGAUCCAAGGUGUCUGAAAAAGAGUUACCCAGAAGACUUACCAAGUAUUGGAGUAGUGUUGAUCUACCUGAAUGAGGCCCUGUCUAUUAUCAAAAGAGCUAUGCGCAGCAUCAUUGACCGCACCCCUAAACACCUGCUGAAGGAGAUCAUAUUGGUGGAUGACAAUAGCUCUGAAGAAAACCUGAAGGGUGACCUUGACAUGUACGUGAAGUCGCUCGAGCAGGAGAACCCAAGUCUCGCUAUCAUAAGGGUGAGGCACAAUGAGUCAUAUGGCCUGUCUCACGCCAGGGCGUCUGGCUGGAGGGCUGCUACUGCUGACGUGGUGGCCAUCCUGGAUGCGCACAUCGAAGUCCAUGAGCUGUGGGCGGAACCCCUGCUGACGCAGAUCAAGGCUGACCGAACGGUGGUGACAUCCCCUGUGUUUGACAAAGUACUCUUUGAUGACCUCAAGGUUAUUCCAUACCAGCCAGCAUCACACGCCUUCGACUGGGCUUUAUGGUGCAUGUAUGAGAGCUUUUCGGACGAGUAUUACAAACUCAAUGACGGCUCGUUGCCUGGAAAAAGUCCAUCUGUCAUGGGGAUCCUAGUUGCUGAAAGAAAGUAUCUGGGAGAAAUCGGACUCCUCGAUGAAGGAAUGAAAGUGUACGGUGGAGAAAAUGUUGAGCUGGGAAUUCGAGUGUGGACAUGUGGAGGCAGUAUUGAAGUAGUUCCAUGCUCCAAGAUUGCCCACAUUGAGAGGAACCACAAGCCCUACAUGCCUGACCUGAGCAAAGCCAUGAAGAGAAACGCCCUGAGGGUAGCAGAAGUCUGGAUGGAUGAAUACAAACACAACGUCAACUUGGCUUGGAACUUGCCGUUUGAGAAUCACGGAAUUGACAUUGGGGAUGUCUCUGAAAGGAAAAAACUCAGGGAAAGGUUGAACUGUAAACCUUUCAAAUGGUACCUGGAAAAUGUGUAUCCCAAGUUGGAUCCCUUGACUAACCUAGUUGCCUAUGGAGGAAUAAGGAAUCUUGAUGCUGACCAGUGCAUAGACCAAGGACCAGUACCAGGUCACACACCCAUUGCCUACAAUUGCUACUACUAUGGACCUCAAAUGUGUUAUUAUCGGACAAACGGUGAGCUCUAUAUCGGCGGCAUCAAGUCCCACAAGUACAAUGACAACCGGUGUUUAACUGACCCGGGGAAAAAAGAAAAGGAGCCUGGCCUUCAUAACUGCAAAGAGGCUAAGCAGAAAGGAAUGGGGAUUCACUGGGACUUCACUCAGGGCAAAGAACUGAAGAACAGAGAUACAAAAAGGUGUCUGGAGAUUAAGAAUGGCGUGCUUCUAAUACAGGAAUGCUCUGGCCAAAGAUGGGAAAUCCAAAACAUAAUCAAAGCCUUUUAAAGUGUGCGGCCAACAAGAAGUGCACUUCUCUGCUCAUUGGUCAGUGAAUAAUAUCACCUGAAUGUGUAAAAUGGACAUUUGCUCAA
Messenger RNA from Perca flavescens (yellow perch), 2030 nucleotides. RefSeq names its product probable polypeptide N-acetylgalactosaminyltransferase 8. Gene Ontology annotation, cellular component: Golgi apparatus. Gene Ontology annotation, molecular function: polypeptide N-acetylgalactosaminyltransferase activity. The record is from RefSeq and is a predicted model, not a curated record. The transcript has 11 exons. NCBI's taxonomy places the organism in Eukaryota, Metazoa, Chordata, Actinopteri, Perciformes, Percidae. Gene Ontology annotation, biological process: protein O-linked glycosylation. The coding region runs from base 91 to 1944 and encodes 617 amino acids.